AUGCCGCCCAAGGAAGAAAAAAUCCUCGCGGAUAAGGUGGUCCAGCGGCAAUCUUUGAUCGCUAUGCGAAAAGCGGUUGAGAAAUUCAUCGCUGAUUUCGAUCCAGUGCGUGACAGGUGCCAAGUGCAAGUGAGAAUCGACUCCCUAGACAAAGUGAAUACUGCGUUUGCGGAGGUUCAGGAUACCAUCGAGCGUCUAGAUAGCGAAGAUCUGGAAGAACAUCUUGCCGAAAGAGUAGAGUUCGAGCAUCGGUAUUGUACCGCAAAAGGAUUCCUGCUUUCAAAACUCCCCACCGAAGGUAAUCAAGCGCAACUGAACGCCUCGUUUGCUGCUCCGCCUGUCAACUUCCACCUCCGCUUACCGCAGAUCGACCUCCCACGUUUUAAUGGCGAUUUCUCACGUUGGUUGUCAUUCCGUGAUACAUUUUCGUCCAUGGUUCACUCCAAUGCGGACAUACCAACGGUCGCCAAACUGCAAUACCUUCUGCAGUCUCUGGAAGGGAACGCAAAAAAGCCCUACGAGUCGGUCGAUAUCGAAGCCGACAAUUACGCUUGCACUUGGGACGCACUCCUCAAGCGAUACGACAACCGUCGAUUCCUCAAGCGUCAACUUUUCCGGGCACUCUACGAUUUGCCAGCAGUGAAGCAGGAGUCUGCUAAUCGCAUCCACAGCCUGAUCGACGAUUUUCAGCGCCAUGUGAAGGCCCUGAAGAAGCUGAACGAACCUGUGGAGCACUGGGACACACCGCUGGUGAAUAUUUUGUCGUACAAGCUGGACCCACCCACUUUGCGAGCCUGGGAGGAGAAGACUAGUACGCAGGAUGACGUGAAGUACGAGGAGCUGGUAGAAUUCCUCUAUCAGCGCGUACGAGUGCUGAAUUCAGUAGGCUACGAGCACCAUCAGCAUCCAACGCCGUCGGCAAAGGUGGCCGGAAACAUUCUAAAACCCACCAAAAUCAAGUUCGCAGCCAACACCGCUGCAUCCUCCAAUUCCUCCUCACCAUGUCUACUGUCUUGUUCCGACAAUCACGUCCUACGCAACUGCCCUAUCUUCCUCGGGAAGGAUGUACGCCUUCGCCGAGAAUUCGUCACGUUGAAGCGGUUGUGUUGGAACUGCCUGUGCAGCGGACAUCAGUCGAAGAAGUGUACGUCGAAGUUCUCAUGUCGUACGUGCCACGAAAGACACCAUUCGCUGCUUCACGAUCCUGCUUUAUCCAAGUCGUCAUCGAGUUCAACCGUGUCAUCUACUAUUCCCGUUCAACAACCGUCUCCGUCCACUAGUGUGGGCACCCGGAGCUCCGCUCCUCCCAAUGUCAGCAUGGCAGUCCGAACUGCAUGCAAUACUGUUUUGUUGGAAACGGUUGUCCUCAAUGUCGUUGAUGAUCACGGACACGAGUACCAGGCAAGGGCCUUACUGGACUCGGCUUCAAUGUCCAACUUCAUUUCAAAGCCACUAGCAAAGCUGCUGUUCAAUCCCCGUUCGAAAGUGGACAUAUCCAUAGCAGGGAUCGGCCUCUCCACGCACAGUGUGAAAAGUGCAAUUACCGCCACUAUCCAGUCGAGAACACAGGAGUUUUCGACGAAGCUACAGUUCCUCAUUUUAAAAACUCCUUCGGCACAGUUGCCGACCAUACCACUCAACAUCUCGUCUUGGAACAUUCCCAGGGUUGGUCUCGCCGACCCUCAGUUCCAUAUCCCAGGGAGGAUAGACCUCGUUAUCGGCAGUGAAGCCUUCUGGGAGAUUCAUAGUGGUCGGAAGAUUCCGUUAGGGGACGGACUUCCAUGGUUAACUGAAACACCAUUCGGAUGGGCUGUCGCUGGCACCGCAUCCAGUCAACACAAUUGUAUUCCUCGGAUCUGCAACCUUUCUACGAAAGAUGAUCCGUUAGAAGCUACGCUUCAGAAGUUCUGGGAAAUCGAGGACAUCCCUGACGGACCAGCACUAUCCGUUGAAGAAGAUCGUUGUGAGAAGCACUACGUAGCUACUACCACCCGUGAUCCUUCUGGAAGGUAUAUCGUCGGUCUUCCUCGAACCGACAAUCCCGAUUUGGUCCUAGGAAGCUCAAGGGAUAUCGCAGAUCGCCGUCUUAUGAGUGUCGAGCGGCGUCUCGAACGUGAUCCUGCCACCAAGGACGCAUACCAUCGUUUUAUGGACGAAUACCUCCAGUUAGGGCAUAUGAAGAAGCUUGUCGAUCCGGUAGAUGACGAUCAACCGCACUGCUACAUACCGCACCACGCCGUCUUCAAAGAGUCAAGCACGACUACAAAGGUUAGGGUCGUUUUCGAUGCGUCGUGCAAGACAUCCUCCGGAUAUUCAUUAAACGACACACUCUUGGUUGGACCAGUCGUUCAGGAGGAUCUGCUCUCCAUCGUGCUGCGUUUCCGCAUUCACUGCGUCGCUGUUGUCGCCGACGUGGAGAAAAUGUAUCGGCAGAUGCUCCACCCUCCGGAAGACCGUAAAUUCCUUCGGAUUCGCUUCCGGACUAACUCCAAUGAUCCUAUUUCCACCUAUGAGCUGCAGACGGUGACCUACGGCACCGCGUCUGCUCCAUACCUUGCAACGAGGACUCUGCAGCAGAUUGCACGCGACAAUGGGCGCCAGUUUCCAGCUGCAGUAUAUCCAGUCAUUUACGAUUUCUACGUCGACGACUUCCUUUCGGGCGCUGAUAACGUAGAAUCUGCAAUUGAAGUAAGGCAACAAGUGACAUCGAUGCUGAAGACUGCAGGCUUCCCAAUCAAGAAAUGGGCAUCGAAUGUUCCGGAAGUUCUUCAUGGUGUUCCUUCGGAAGAUUUAGCCGUUCAACCGCUGCAUGAACUUCAGGACGAGCAGGCAGUUUCAACCCUGGGUCUCGUGUGGGAGCCGAGAACCGACGCACUACGGUUCAAAGUCCAACUACCUCCACCGGCCAUAGUCCUGACAAAGCGAAAAGUGAUGUCUUACAUUGCGCAAAUCUUCGAUCCACUUGGUCUUGUGGGUCCUACAAUUGUGGUGGCCAAACUAUUCAUGCAGCGUCUAUGGGCACUGAAGCAUAAUGGGGAGGCCUGUGAGUGGGAUACAGCACUCCCAACCAAGCUACAGGAGGAGUGGAAGGCGUUUCAUAACACUCUACAUUUACUUAGUGAAGUUCGUGUCCCACGAUUUGUUUCGCUUCCAAACGCCGUCAAUCUCCAAUUCCACUUCUUCGCCGACGCCUCUCAAGUAGCUAACGGAUCAUGUUGCUACGUACGAGCAGAAACCAAUGGCGGAGUAUCUGUUCAGCUACUGACGGCAAUAUCAAAGGUCGCGCCAUUAUCCAGUCGACAUUCCAUCGCCCGGCUGGAACUCUGUGCUGCACGACUAUCAACGCAGCUUUUUGAGAAGGUGGUUUUUGCCUUGAAGAUGUCACCACCCGCUUAUUUUUGGACGGACUCCACUACCGUUCUCCAUUGGCUGCGAUCUCCUCCAAGCCGUUGGAAGGCUUUCGUAGCGAACCGAGUGUCACAAAUCCAACACUCGACCGAUGCCAGUCACUGGAAGCACGUAUCCGGUCUCGACAACCCCGCUGACGAUAUUUCACGUGGACUCAGCCCUGUCGACAUGCUACAAUGCAAGCGCUGGUGGAACGGCCCAAUCUGGUUAUCACUCGAUUCAGAUCACUGGCCGAAUCUCAUUCCCACCGACGAAGAAGCAGAGACUAUCACCGAAGAACGCAAUGUGUCAUACGUUACGAUGAGCGUCAUACAGAACGAGUUCCAUGACAAUCUGUUUGCACGUUACUCCAGUUUCUCCAAGCUUCGUCGCGUUACUGCUUUCUGUUUACGAUACCUGCAAUCCUUGCGAGCACGCGCAGUACUGCGUCGAACGGAAGCAGACAGCUACCACCAACUCAGUAUUCGCAAAGAUACCGUUUCUCCAGUCUCCACCGACGAAUUGCAACGUGCUGAACUUCAUCUGUGUCGGCUAGCUCAACAACAGUCGUUUCCUGCAGAGAUCUCGCACCUAUCGAGCGGCGAACCAGUCAUCAAAUCAUCCGCCAUGAAGUGGCUGAAGCCAUACAUCGACGAAGAUCGUAUUAUUCGCGUCGGUGGCCGGCUGCGGAACGCCACACUCUCCGAUUACGUCAAGCAUCCUAUCGUACUCUCUGCGAAACACCCGCUGUCGACUCUGCUGGCUAGUUUCUUUCACUUGAAGCUACUGCACGCAGGGCCGCAACUCCUGCUAGCCACACUGCGCCAGAAGUUUUGGAUUCUUGGCGGCAGAAAUUUGUCCAAAUCCGUUUUCCACCAUUGCCACACUUGCUUUCGUAGCAAGCCCACACUAGUCCAGCAGAGCACAGCAGAUCUUCCGGCAUCGCGAGUCUCUCCAACUCGUCCGUUCUCCGUCUGUGGAGUCGACUACUGUGGACCAUUCCUGUUGAAAGCAACCGUCCGCAAUCGUGCUCCAACCAAGGCUUACGUGUCAAUUUUCGUUUGCUUCGCCACGAGAGCCGUCCACAUCGAGCUUGUUAGCGACCUCACUACAGCUGCUUUCCUGGCAGCCCUCCGUCGUGUGGUUGCUCGAAGAGGAAGAAUCGCCGAGCUGCACUCGGACAAUGCGACAACGUUCAAGGGUGCGUCACACGCACUCAACCGUAUCUACCAGAUGCUGAAGGUAGACAACAACGAUCGGGAUCGGAUCUUCAAUUGGUGUGCGGAGAACGAGAUUCGGUGGAAGUUCAUUCCGCCACGUGCACCGCACUUUGGCGGGCUUUGGGAGGCUGCCGUCAAGUCAGCAAAGAAGCACCUCCUGAAAAUAGUAGGCAACACUAACAUUGCCUAUGAACAGAUGUUGACUCUACUGGCACAGGUCGAAAUGUGCCUCAAUUCCCGUCCGCUGACUCCGAUGCCAAGUGAACCGUCCGAUCUGGAGGUCCUAACUCCAGGACAUUUUCUCGUCGGGGCCAACCUUCAAGCGGUACCCGAUGCUGAUUUUCGAGGGAUUCCUGACAACCGUCUGGAAGUUUACGAUGUGGUUCAGAAGCAUCUUCAGAACAUCUGGGCCCGCUGGUACCCGGAGUACCUUCAACAGCUACAGUCACGGGCAACGAAAGGCUGCAAUCCCCCGGUCACCGUUGAGGAGGGCCGCAUCGUCGUCGUGAAGGAAGACAACAUCCCUCCUGCUAGCUGGCCACUCGGGCGUAUUAUGAAGCUGCACCCGGGCAAAGACGGGGUCGUCCGCGUCGUAACUCUACGCACUGCCCCAGGAAAGGACAUCGUUCGUGCCGUAGCCAAGAUCGCUCUACUGCCGUCACCGGAUCCAAGCAUCUGA
Messenger RNA from Armigeres subalbatus, 5286 nucleotides. RefSeq lists its product as uncharacterized. Gene Ontology annotation, biological process: DNA integration. The record is from RefSeq and is a predicted model, not a curated record. Bases 1 to 5286 code for a protein of 1761 amino acids. Gene Ontology annotation, molecular function: nucleic acid binding. NCBI's taxonomy places the organism in Eukaryota, Metazoa, Arthropoda, Insecta, Diptera, Culicidae. The transcript has a single exon.